UUCUUGCUGGAGGGUCGUGGAAGCAUCCUGGACCCUGUCAAGCUAGGCCUGAGUGGAGGAGGGGCUGGCAGCAUUCUUUACGGCAUUGACAGCAUGCCAGAUUUACGGCGGAAGCGGACCGUGCCUAUCGUCAGGGACCUGGCUUUGACUUUGGCUGCUCGAAAGGCAGGCAUUUCGUUUGCGCUCGUGACCAGAUCCACCCUGAACAACGAGGAUCUAAAACUGCAGGUCUUAAGGAAGACACUACAGGCUUUGAUCUAUCCCAUCUCUUCCACUACACCCCAUAAUUUUGAAGUCUGGACGGCGACGGCCCCAACAUACUGCCACGAGUGUGAGGGGCUGCUGUGGGGCAUCGCACGGCAGGGAAUGCGCUGCACAGAGUGUGGGGUCAAAUGUCACGAGAAGUGCCAGGACCUGCUGAACGCAGACUGCCUCCAGCGUGCAGUCGAGAAGAGCUCCAAGCAUGGCGCAGAGGACAAGACCCAGAACAUCAUCAUGGCCAUGAAGGAGAGGAUGAAGAUCCGGGAAAAGAACCGUCCAGAGGUUUUCGAGGUCAUCCAGGACAUGUUUCAGCUCUCCAAGGAGGACUUUUCCACCCACCUGAAGAGCGCCAAGCAAGCCGUGCUGGAAGGAACGUCCAAAUGGUCAGCCAAGAUCGCCAUCACCGUUGUUUGCGCCCAAGGCCUACAGGCCAAGGACAAAACAGGCUCCAGUGACCCCUACGUCACUGUCCAAGUGGGCAAGACCAAACGGAGGACGAAAACCAUCUUCGGCAACCUCAACCCUGUCUGGGAUGAAAAGUUUUUCUUUGAAUGCCACAAUGCCACUGACCGCAUAAAAGUGCGUGUGUGGGAUGAGGAUGAUGACAUCAAGUCUCGUGUGAAGCAGCACUUCAAGAAAGAGUCUGACGACUUCCUGGGCCAGACCAUCAUUGAGGUCCGGAUGUUGAGCGGAGAAAUGGAUGUUUGGUACAACCUCGAGAAACGGACAGAUAAGUCUAUGGUAUCUGGGGCCAUCAGGCUGAAGAUCAGUGUGGAGAUGAAGGGAGAGGAGAAAGUGGCUCCACCCCAUGGCCAGUACACAUGUUUACAUGAGAACCUGUUCCACUACCUGACGGAGGUGAAGAACAACGGAGCUGUGAAGAUUCCUGAGGUCAAAGGUGAUGAGGCGUGGAAGGUUUACUUUGAUGACGUUUCUCAGGAGAUAGUGGACGAGUUUGCCAUGCGGUUCGGCGUGGAGUCCAUCUACCAGGCCAUGACUCAUUUCUCCUGCCUUUCAUCUAAGUACAUGUGUCCUGGUGUCCCGGCUGUAAUGAGUAACCUGCUGGCCAACAUCAACGCCUACUUCGCCCACACCACCACCGCCACCACCAACAUCUCCGCUUCAGACAGAUUCGCUGCUUCAAACUUUGGGAGAGAGAAGUUUGUGAAACUCCUAGAUCAGCUGCACAACUCCCUGAGGAUCGAUCUGUCCAAGUAUCGGGACAAUUUCCCUGCCGGAAACCCGGAGAGACUCCAGGACCUGAAAUCCACGGUGGACCUUCUGACCAGCAUCACCUUCUUCAGGAUGAAGGUGCAGGAGCUGCAGAGCCCCCCCAGAGCGAGUCUGGUGGUGAAGGACUGCGUCAGAGCCUGCCUCGACUCCACUUACAAAUACAUCUUCGACAACUGCCAUGAGCUCUACAACCAGCUACUGGACCAGUCGAAGAAGCAGGAUUUGCCUCGUGAAGAACAGGGUCCCUCCAUAAAGAAUCUGGAUUUCUGGCCCAAGCUCAUCACGCUGAUGGUGUCGGUGAUUGAUGAGGACCGAACGGCAUACACACCCGUCCUUAACCAGUUCCCUCAGGAGCUGAACAUGGGGAAGAUUAGUUCUGAAAUCAUGUGGAACCUGUUCGCCAUGGACAUGAAAUACGCCAUGGAGGAACAUGAGAAACAGCGUCUAUGCAAGAGCACGGAGUACAUGAAUCUGCACUUCAAAGUCAAAUGGUUCUACAACGAGUAUGUGAGAGACCUGCCGGCCUUCAAGGGGACUCCACCAGAAUAUUCACUGUGGUUUGAGCCUUUCGUCAUCCAGUGGUUGGAUGAGAAUGAAGACGUCGCCAUGGAUUUCCUCAACGGAGCUUUGGAGAGAGACAAGAAAGACGGGUUCCAGCAGACAUCUGAGCAUGCUCUGUUCUCCUGCUCGGUGGUGGACGUGUUCACGCAGCUGAAUCAGAGUUUUGAGAUCAUUAAGAAGCUGGAGUGUCCAAACCCACAGGCUCUCGCUCACUUCAUGUGCAGGUUUGCUAAGACCAUCAACAAAGUUCUCCUGCAGUACGCUGCCAUCAUCUCCAAAGACUUCAGCUCCCACCUCAGCAAAGAGAAAGUGCCCUGCAUCCUCUUGAACAACAUCCAACAGCUUCGGGUUCAGCUGGAGAAGAUGUUUGAGUCGAUGGGAGGAAAGCAGCUGGAUGCUGAGGCCAGCGAUCUGCUGAAAGAGCUUCAGAAUAAACUCAACGCAGUGCUGGAUGACCUCAGCAGGGUGUUUGGAUCCAGCUUCAAGCCAGUUAUUGAGGACUGUGUAAAGCAGAUGAAUCAGGAGCUGUUACAGAUGAAGGGGAAUGCUGGGAACAAAAGCAACGCCGCCAUGGACGCCGAGACCGUCCUGCGACCACUUAUGGACCUGCUGGAUAAGAAUCUGAUUCUGUUUGCCAAGAUCUGUGAGAAGACGGUGCUGAAGCGGGUUCUGAAGGAGCUGUGGAAAAUCGUGCUCAACACCAUUGAGAGGCAGAUUGUCUUGCCUCCUCUAACAGACCAGACGCAAGGAGCUCAGAUGAUUUUCAGCGCUGCCAAGGACCUGGGACAGCUCUCCAAGCUGAAGGAACAUGUGAUUCGGGAGGAGGCUCGCAGCCUGACGCCACGCCAGUGUGCAGCAAUGGACUUGGUGCUUCCCACCAUCAAGCAAUAUUUCCAUGCGGGAGGAAACGGCCUGAAGAAAACCUUCCUGGAGAAGAGUCCUGACCUGAAGUCCCUGAAGUACGCGCUCAGCCUUUACACCCAACCCACAGAUGCCUUGAUCAAGAAAUAUAUAUGCACCCAGGCCUCUCAAGGUCAGUCGACGGCCAGCUCGGUGGGGGAGCUGCAGAUGCAGGUGGAUCUCAUCUCUCACCCAGGCACCGGCGAACACAAAGUCAGCGUGAAGGUGGUGGGCGUGAACAACAUCAACUGGCAGACGAACGCCAUGUUCCGGCCUUUUGUGGAGGUCAACGCUGUCGGACCACACCUCAGCGACAAGAAACGCAAAUUCAGCACCAAAACCAAGAACAACAACUGGUCACCCAAAUACAAUGAAACAUUCCAGUACAUCCUGAGUAACGAACACGGGCCGGAGGCCUACGAGCUGCACGUGUCGGUGAAGGACUACUGUUUCGCCCGCGAGGACCGAAUCAUCGGCAUGACCGUGCUCCAGCUCCGAGAACUGACCGACAAGGUCAGCCUGAACGCCUCGUACCCUCUCGUCCGCAGCGUCACCAUGGACGAAACGGGCCUGACCAUCUUGAGAAUACUCUCACAAAGGACCAAUGACGAGGUGGCCAAGGAGUUCGUACGCCUCAAAUCAGACACGCGGUCGGCCGAGGAGGUGUCGUAAGAAAAAAGAAAAAAAGAGCAAAAAGAGAAGAGCAAAAAAAAAGCGAGAAGGGAACCAAAUCAGAGAGGAUAUCCCAACAGCGCAAGAGCGUCGUGUUGUUUGUUUCUGUGCAUGUGCGUAAAACAUCUGUUGGAAUGUUCAUUUUAAAACUAAAACGUACGUACUAAAAGUGUUUACCUACUGUAUGCUCACUAUUAAGUAAUAUAUUCUACAGUUACGUUAAGGAGACAUUGAAUACUUUUUUGUAUGACGAUUAGUCUUUUUGAACAGGUAUUUGUUCAGAUAAAGUGCCAAACCCAACGAGAAAAAAAGAACGAUUAAAACGAAAUCAUAACAAUUAUUGGUGAACUUGGUGAUCUUUUAAAUUUGCUCGACUCUUUUGUCCUUGUGUGGAUGUGUGUAUGUGUGUGUCAUUCUCUCUAAGUGUGUAGCAUUUAUUUCUCUUUUUUUUGUUUGUUGUUUCGUUUGCUGACUUGUUCUUUUCGUUCUUUUCAUCCUGCUUUUCCUUCUCUCUCUCUCUCUCUCUCUCCGUCUCCGACAGCGCCGCUGGUUGUGCAUGUUGCUUUAUUUCGUUCUCAAUCAUGUCUCUCCCAUGUAUUCUCACUAAAGUGGUCCUGGAGCCUCGGGCCCCUCGACCUCUCAGACUCUUUGUAUUUUGUGCCGACUUUAAAACGAGACCAUGUUUUUUUAAACGGCGAUGACUGCUAUGUAACUCUUCAUAGGUGUUUGUAAUUUUAUAGCCAUUGACGACAAUGAGGACCGCCUUCAGUGCUAACCAGAGCAGGCAGGAUGGGGUGGAGCGUUUUGUUUUUCUUCAUUUCGUUUCGGGCUUUUUUCCGUUCGGUUUUGAUCAUAGGCUUCCAGCCUUUCAGAAUUAUCACUGUGAACAUGCGCUUCGAAAGGCAAUCUCACACAUUUCAUUGCCGUGAGUCUGACAUUGUCUUUUCAUUUUCUCAGAUAACUUUUGUUUCUGACAAACUGCCAAAGUUAUAUUUAAAGAAAAAAAAUGUUUGUACAAAAGCAAUUCAUCACCUGUAUAAAAAAAUAAGUAUAUGCUGUGUACAUGUGCGAUAUUGAUUUUUUCUUUCUUUUAGGCGAUGCUAUGUCUGAUUGUCAACGGGGUGAUUCUGAAAUGUUUAUUUGGGAAUUAUUUCUGUGGAGCUGUUUAAUCGGACGUGGAAGUUGUAAAUGUUGGUUUAUAUUUGAGUCAUUUCAACCUCCAUUAUUUGGUUUAUUUUUCUUUACAAAGGAAAGAGUUUAACAUUUGGUAAUUAUGCAACAUUCCUAUGUAUUGCACUGAUGGCGAACUGUAUGUCAUGUAAAUAUAUUUAGUGAGAAAUUGUAA
Molecule: messenger RNA, 4972 nt
Organism: Colossoma macropomum (tambaqui)
Lineage: Eukaryota; Metazoa; Chordata; Actinopteri; Characiformes; Serrasalmidae
Product: protein unc-13 homolog C-like
Exons: 31
Coding region: 94-3627 (1177 amino acids)
Biological process (GO): synaptic transmission, glutamatergic; synaptic vesicle maturation; dense core granule priming
Cellular component (GO): presynaptic membrane; synaptic vesicle membrane; plasma membrane
Molecular function (GO): syntaxin-1 binding; phospholipid binding; calcium ion binding
Source: RefSeq, a predicted model, not a curated record